Molecule: messenger RNA, 796 nt
Organism: Cinclus cinclus
Lineage: Eukaryota; Metazoa; Chordata; Aves; Passeriformes; Cinclidae
Gene: TUNAR
Product: TCL1 upstream neural differentiation-associated RNA
Exons: 1
Coding region: 62-208 (48 amino acids)
Source: RefSeq, a predicted model, not a curated record
AUGUUUUUGUUCCUAAAUCUAGGUAAUUCUGAAGGGGAAGAUAAAGAAACUGGCCACCAAGAUGGUAAUCACUAGUGGAAAUGAAGAAGAUAAAGGCAGUCAAGAAAAGGAAAGCAAAGAAGAAACCAUCUUGGCAAUGCUUGGAAUAAUUGGGACAAUUCUGAACCUCAUUGUGAUCAUUUUUGUGUAUAUUUAUACAACGUUGUAAACUAGAAGGCAUGCAAAUAGACCAGAUAAAACAGCCAUUAAGAGUGACAACAAACAUUGCUGACUAUUGACAAGUUCUUUAAUCAGAAUUGACUCUGUAUUAUAUUAACACAUCAUAAAAACGCUGCCCGAAGGCAGUGAAGACUGAAGCACAAUUAAUUUAACAAGACUUUUUCACACAGUAAUAAGCUUAACUCUUCUCUCCUGCCCUCUCCCUUUUGGUUUGGUUUUCAGUUUGGGGGAGAAUGACUGCAAUUAUAUAAAGUUGUAGCUUUGAAAAAUUUCACCAGGGAUAUGUUGUUUUAACACAAUUACAAAAAAAAAAAAAAAGAAAAAGGAAAAAAAAAAGGAAAAUUAAAAAAAAAAAAAAAGAAAGAAACUGUACAUAGAAAUGUAUGCUGUAUACCCGCAAAGACUGAACUCAAAGAUAGCUUCAUAGCCCAGAUCACGUGUCUUUUAGGUCAAAUGUUUUGGGUUUUUUUUUUUUCUCUUGGUUCUUACUUUUACUUACAUUGAAUCUGACAAGCUUUUUAUUUAGAAUGAACAUAUGGUGCAAUUAUGAAAAAAAGCAAUUCCAUUGAACAAGGUC